CCAUAUCAAAAGAAGUGGUAAAGCCUGCCAUACGUGAAAUCCUUCUCUUUUCUCACCUAUAGACAGGAUGAAGUUCUCCGCUGACGUCAGUUCCUCUCGCCGUAAGAGCAGAAAGGCUCAUUUCACCGCCACCUCUGAUGUUCGUCGUAAGAUCAUGAGUGCUCCUUUGUCCAAGGAACUCCGUGAAAAGUACGGUGUCCGUUCUAUUCCCGUCCGCAAGGAUGAUGAAGUUCAAAUUGUUCGUGGUACUUACAAGGGCCGUGAAGGUAAAAUCACUCAAGUCUACCGUAAGAAGUGGGUUAUCCACGUUGACCGUGUCGUCCGUGAGAAGGUCAACGGUGCCACCGUCCCCAUUGGUCUCUCCGCCUCUAAGGUUGUCAUUACUAACCUCAAGUUAGACAAGUCUCGUCUUGCCAUUCUUGAACGUAAGGGUAAGAAGGAUGCUAUGAAGCAGUAAUUACUCUUAUACUCUCCUUUAUACUCAUAAAAUAAACUAACAUGGGAAAAUAAAAGAACUCUUCUUGACUCCUUGUUUUGUACAUUUUUCUCAAAGCCUACGACUAUACCAAUCUAACAUUGAUUUUAAGAAUCCUACCAUCAAUACAAAGGCUCGGCGAUAGAGGUUAGCAUCAGCAUAGAUGCAACGUAUUGUUCAAAAACAAAAAAUAGUUUAAUGGGAAGAGAGGCUUGUAUUAAAAGAAGGGCUCGAAUAGAUUCAGCAAUUGAAUGUUGAUUUUGAUUCAUCGAACAAAGAGAGUAUCAAGUGUUAAUAGACGAUGUUGAUAGCUCGCAGGAGUCUGCUUUAUUAUAGAUUGAAUGUCUAGCUUUUCAUUAAACAUCUGUCGAAAUGAAGAUACCGUAUAAAUACAGGGUUUCGAAAAGCAAUAUGUCGCCUUCGCCAAAGUUAACAGUUACAUCAAA
This is a messenger RNA of Mycotypha africana, 921 nucleotides long. RefSeq names its product translation protein SH3-like domain-containing protein. The record is from RefSeq and is a predicted model, not a curated record. Gene Ontology annotation, molecular function: structural constituent of ribosome; RNA binding. The coding region runs from base 68 to 457 and encodes 129 amino acids. Lineage: Eukaryota; Fungi; Mucoromycota; Mucoromycetes; Mucorales; Mycotyphaceae. Gene Ontology annotation, cellular component: ribosome; cytosolic large ribosomal subunit. Gene Ontology annotation, biological process: ribosomal large subunit biogenesis; cytoplasmic translation. The transcript has 3 exons.